GACAAAACUUGUGCUACCCCUUAAAAAUCUGACAGUCACCGAUUAAAAUAAUUCCUUCUUGAGUUAUUAACUCCAUUCUUAAACUUUAAAAAUGUUUCGUAAUCAAUAUGACAGCGAUGUGACUGUCUGGAGCCCACAAGGCCGAAUCCACCAGGUUGAAUAUGCAAUGGAAGCCGUGAAGUUGGGAUCAGCAACCGUAGGAUUGAAAUCUAAGGAUUAUGCAGUUCUGAUUGCAUUGAAGCGAGCAACGUCUGAGCUUUCAGCUCAUCAACAAAAAAUUCUCCGUGUUGACGAUCAUGUUGGCAUAUCAAUGGCUGGAAUUACAGCUGAUGCAAGAAUUCUUUGCCGUUAUAUGCGUCAAGAAUGUAUCAAUCAUAAAUAUUCUUAUGGUCGGGAUUAUCCUAUUGGUCGUUUGAUUAAUUUAUUGGGUUUAAAAAUGCAAGUUUGCACUCAACGCUAUGAUCGCCGCCCUUAUGGUGUUGGAUUGCUUGUUGCUGGAUAUGAUGAUCAAGGACCUCACAUCUAUCAGACUUGUCCAAGUGCAAACUUCUAUGAUUGCAAAGCGAUGGCAAUUGGAGCUCGAUCACAAAGUGCAAGAACUUAUUUGGAAAAGCAUUUGAACUCAUUUAAGGAUUGUGAUUUGUACGAACUUAUCACACAUGGAAUUAAAGCUCUCGCUGGUACUUUGCCAAAUGAAACGAAGCUUAGUAAACAAAAUUUGUCAAUUUGCCUUGUUGGAAAGGACACAAAGUUUAAAUGUUUGAAUGAAGAAGAAACUGAAGCAUACAUCACUGCUGAAGCAUCUCAUGGAACUGGACGUUCUGCUUCUGCAAGUGAUCCUGCAGAUAGUGGAGUAGGUGGAACUGAACGGCGUGAACGUGAUCAACCACCACCCCCAAACCCCGAAGACCCAAUCCCAGAUGUAGCAACCGAAGAUCGUCGUAUGCAGUAAGCGUCAACAUCAGCUUCACAUUUGGCAAUGGGUCAACUCUCUUCUCUUUUUAUAAAAAUAAAUUUUGCUUGGGUGGAGAUUUAGUCAAAAAUAAUUCCUAAAUCUCCACCCAAAUGAUUUUGAAACACAAAAUUCUUUAUGUACUGAAAUGGCUUCUUAAAAAUCAUGAAAAUAAAAUUUCCUUCAAUUUUAU
Messenger RNA from Clunio marinus, 1145 nucleotides. The record is from the annotation of a GenBank genome assembly. Lineage: Eukaryota; Metazoa; Arthropoda; Insecta; Diptera; Chironomidae.